Dermatophagoides farinae (American house dust mite) is the source of this 1505-nucleotide messenger RNA. The record is from RefSeq and is a predicted model, not a curated record. Lineage: Eukaryota; Metazoa; Arthropoda; Arachnida; Sarcoptiformes; Pyroglyphidae.
AACAACAACAACAGUAGCCAAUCCGGGAAAAAAAUUUCCUUUACCACCCGUUGAUCUGGAAAAUUCCAAAAAUUCUGCAACAUAUGCCAAUUUGAUAGAUACAUUUUCCGGAUUAAAUAUUGUGAAUAUAAAUGAUGGUAAUCAUCAUUAUACUAAUCAAUUGAAUCCGGCAAUUGAAAAUCAAAAUUUACAAAAUCAGCAAUCCAAAUAUCAGCCACCGCCACCACCACCACAACAGACAACAACAAAAUCAUUCAAUCAAUCAAUAAAUCCGCAAUCGAUUUCGAAUCAAUCACCAUUAUAUGGAAAUGUUGAUGAUUAUCGAAUAUUGAAAAACACCACCACCAACAACAACAACAGCAAUACAAAUGAUUCUAUUUAUGGAUCUAAAUCAAAAAUACAAAAUAUUUAUGAUUCAAUAUUUGAACCAUUGAUUGUUUCAUCGUCAACUACAACAUCAUCAUCAUUAGCUGAUAAUAAUAAUUUUAAAAAUCGAUUGUCGAUCGAUAAUCAACAACAACAACAACAAAAACAAUAUCAGCCAAAAAUAAAUCAACCAAAAUCUGAAUCGGCAAUAUAUGUGAAUUAUAAUAAUAAUAAUAUAAAAAAUUCAAACAACAACAAGAAUAGCCAAAACGUAUUGAAAAAUCAAUCAUUGCCAAAUAUUAAAAAUUAUUUUCAUCCUACACGAUCAAAUACAACAACAACAACGACAAUAUCAUCAUCAUUCAUCAAUAAUAGCAAUAAUAACAACAAGACAAACAUUGUCAAAAAUCAAGAAGAACAAGUCGAUCAUUUAACCGAUUUAUUAGUGAAAAGUAUGGAAAAUUCGGGCGAAAUUGAUUUCUAUGGAAUGUGCAAUAAAUGUGGUGAAAAAGUUGUAGGUGAAGGUAGUGGCUGUACGGCUAUGGAAAUGGUUUAUCAUACACAAUGUUUCACCUGUCAUGGAUGUAAUAGCGAACUUCGUGGUAAAUCAUUCUAUUCAAUGGAUAAUAAUCCACAUUGUGAACAAUGUUAUUUGAAUUCAUUGGAAAAAUGUUCAAUAUGUGAGAAACCAAUUUUGGAUCGUAUAUUACGUGCAACAGGCAAACCGUAUCAUCCAAGCUGUUUUACAUGUGUUGUUUGUGAAAAAUCAUUGGAUGGUAUACCAUUCACGGUGGAUGCUACCAAUCAGGUUCAUUGUAUUGAUUGUUUUCAUAAUAAAUUUGCUCCACGUUGUUCAGUGUGUGAAAACCUCAUACCGGAAGCCGGCAAAACUGAAACAGUUCGUGUUGUAGCAUUGGAACGAAGUUUUCAUGUUAAUUGCUACAAAUGUGAAGAUUGUGAUUUGUUGCUUUCAUCCGAAGUUGAAGGACGUGGCUGUUAUCCAUUGGAUGAUCAUAUUCUUUGCCGUGGUUGUAAUGCUAAACGUGUACAAGCAAUCACUGGUUAAACACAAUUAGUAUGGAUUCAUUCGAUAUCUUGAUUUGCACACAAAACAAAAAAAAAAACAAAAACAAAACAAA